AUUUUCCCGACGUUGCAGUUUAUAAAUAAAUAAGUAUAAAUUUGGCUGCAUUAUAAAUUUUCUUGUAUUUCAAAAUAGUGUUAAAACGGUCCAAACGGUGCUACAUAAAACGUGAAUAUGUGGAAAUCCGUUUGUAUAACCAUUCUAAUUUUGGGAUUGUCCUAUGGAAAAAUAUUGAAUGAGACAAAUGGCAUGCUGGACGCAAUGACGGUUGGUCCAGUGAGACACUUCUUACAAGAAAUAACGUCAUUUGAACCAAUAAAAGUACCAUCUCUUUCUAUAAUCAGAGAACUUAAAAUAGAAUUGGAAAAUGAUCACAAGUUAGAAUUGGAAGGAAAUUCAGAUGCGAAAAAAAGAGGCAUCGACACACCCGAUGGCAACAUGACUUCAAUGUUUGGACCACAUCUUAUUACAAAAAUGGAAUCAGUUUCAAUACAUGAACAAGGAUUUAUUUAUGGAGACAUUGUGCAUCGUGCGCUAGAAUAUGCCAAGGGAGAUUUCCCUCUCACAACUGGACACCAAACAUCGGUAUUUACAACUUCACCUGAAAUGAGUCCAACAAAUAUGGUAACAGACACAACGGAAAUUACGUCAACACCAGGUACCACCGUGACAACAACAACGCAGAUAAGUCAUCGAAGAAAAAAGCGAAGUGUCGAACAAGUAUUGUCAGAAACAGACAUAGAACAAAUAGAUCAGUUCAUCUCAGACCUCCCAGACGCUAACCUCUUAGAUCUUCCAUGUCCAUUCAGUUUUACAAAGUGUGACGAAACUGCAAAAUACCGGACUAUUGAUGGAUCCUGCAAUAACCUGGAACAUCCGUAUUGGGGGAAAUCAUUUACUCCAUUUGACAGAUUUUUAAAAGCAGAAUAUCAGGAUGGAUCACAAGCACCUAGAAUAUAUGGCAAACUUGGUGUAGCAUUAGAGGGUCCACGUGAGAUAAGUAACUUUGUACACACCACAAGUACACUUGCCGAUCUUGAUCCACCAAUUAGUUCCUAUAUGAUGACAUUUGGGCAGUUCCUGGAUCACGAUAUAACAAAAACAGCUUUAGCCAAAGGAGCAUAUCCUUUUAAUUUAGAUUGUUGUAAUACUGAUAGACAAAACAAUUCAGAUUGCUUUCCAUUCACUAUACCUGGUGACGACCCUUACCAUCGGGUAAUAUUAGGAACUAAUAGGAGAUGCAUAAAUUUUGUCAGAUCUGUAGCGGCAUGUGACCUUGGUUGCAAUUUAGGUUAUCGUGAGCAGAUUAAUGAACUGACACAUUAUAUUGAUGGUUCUAGUGUUUAUGGUUCUACUGUUGAAGAACUGAAUGAAUUGAAAGACCCUACUGAUAAUGGAAUGAUGAUGGUUUCGAUGGAUGAUAUGCUGCCUCUUGAUGACGACAAUACUCUGAGUUGUACCUCGGAUGUAGGUCAGACAUGUUUCAGAGCAGGUGAUGUGCGGGUUAAUACACAACCCGCGCUUAGUUCCCUACACAAUAUAUGGGUAAGAGAGCACAACCGAAUUGCCCAGCAUUUCAAAAAUAGCCCCGAAUGUUACAACUGGACUGGACAAAAAAUUUUUGAGGAAACUAGACGCUACGUUGCUGCAGAAAUUCAACACAUCACCUAUAAUGAAUUUUUACCAAAACUGUUAAGUGAAGAAAUCCGUGAACAGUUUGGUCUGGUACCAUUAUCGGAUGGAUAUUUCACAGACUAUGACCCAAGCGUGCGACCAAUGAUCCGAAGUUCAUUUUCAACGGCAGCAUAUAGAAUGGGACAUAGUUUAAUAAGAGAUAAGUUUUUCUUUCCUAACAGUGCUUUUGAUCUUCACGUCCAUUUGAACAAACCUGAUUUAUUAUACGAACCUAAUGGUAUAGAGCGUUGUACACGAGGUAUGUAUGAAAAUAAAGCACAAAAAAUAGACGAGAAGAUAACGAGAGAAGUCACUUGGAAACUGUUUGAAACAAUAGCAGGAAAUGGUGGGGACUUGGCGGCUUUCAAUAUUCAGCGUGGUCGUGAUCAUGGACUUCCGUCAUACACAACGUGGCUACACUGGUGCACAGGGAAAUCAGUCGAAACUAAUAAUUUUAACCCAGGUGUAGAAGGGGGUCUUUUUUAUCACAGUGCAGGAGCCUCGUCAAAGCUGAAUAGAGCUUAUGCGUUCACUUGUGAUAUAGAAUUGUUUCCUGGAGGUAUAUCGGAAGAUCCUUUACCAGGCAGCAGACUAGGACCAACAUUUACAUGUAUACUAGCUUUGCAGUUUAGAGCUCUUAAAUAUGGUGAUAGAUUCUUCUAUGAGGGGAAUACUCCACUGAAUCCGCAUCCAUUUACACCACAAGAACUUGUUGGUUUCCGUCCAAUAACAAUGGCAAAGAUAAUAUGUGAAAAUACUAAUAUUGAACAAAUACCACUAGAUGUAUUUUUAGAACCUUCAGAAAGCAAUCCGCUUAUGAAUUGCACGGACCUUCCCGAUAUCUGUUUCCCUAAGAAUGGUGGAUGGGGCGAUUGGAAAGAUAGUUGUUGCAGUAAUUGUUGUACCAGACAACAAUACCGAUCAUGUGAUAAUCCUCCACCAAAUGAAUGCGGAAAACAAUGUGACGGAUGCAAUUUCAGAUACAAAAACAAGUGUCACUAGGCGAAGGACACGGAGGCUGCUGUCACUACGGUGGCCAUUGACAUGGGGGAUGCUAUCACUUUCAUGACCAUCAAGAUGGCCAUUAGGUUCUUCAUCUUGUAAACAGUAGAAUAGGAUAACCCUUCUAAAAAAAUUCUAGUAAAGUAAAUCAUUUGGUAAUGUUACCCAUUUUCAUAAUUGUAGAAGUGUAACGUUAAAACGUUAUUUUUUUAACGUGAAACUUUAAAAGUAUGUAAGUAUGCUAAAACAUGAUUGUAACUCCAUCAGGAAAAGCUGACCAUAGACAAUUUUGAUUGGUCUAUUAAAACCCUUCUUGUUUGUAAGCUCUCUGACGUUUUAUAUAUUUUUUACUUUUUAAACUUUUAGUCAAGAACGUAAUUGAUAAAAAUUAUUCUAGGAACACGUAUUGUUUGCAAGGAAAUAUCAUUUGGUCUUUGUUAGAUUUAUCAGGUAACAUAUUGUGACCUGACCGAUAUAUUUGAAACACACUGAAAGAUUUGACAAGGAAAAACCUUAAAAAUGCUUAACAAUGAAUAUUAGCCUGUUGUGUGAGUAGGUCUCAAUUGCUGGAUUGACAGCGAAAUGUAAGAGUGAUACUACUUAACUUUAGUAAUUAUAUCAGUCUAAACGUUUCAAAAUUGUUACUAGUAUAAAUCAAAUUGAAUGUUUUAAUCCAAACUUUAUUUCAUAGUGCUUGAUAUCAUGAUUUAUGUAACAUACCUAUUCGUUUUGUAUUGUGUCAAUUGUUUUUUUUUUCGUAUGCUAAGUAAUUUUUUCAGUUCUUCUUUAGCUUAUUUCUUAUCAAAGUACACUUAAUUUCAUUUUUAUGAACAUUACUUAACAAACAAUUUAAAAAAUAAAAUCAACUGUAUAAAUGAUGAAAACU
Mytilus californianus (California mussel) is the source of this 3505-nucleotide messenger RNA. Its product is annotated as peroxidasin homolog. Gene Ontology annotation, biological process: response to oxidative stress. The record is from RefSeq and is a predicted model, not a curated record. Lineage: Eukaryota; Metazoa; Mollusca; Bivalvia; Mytilida; Mytilidae. The transcript has 12 exons. Gene Ontology annotation, molecular function: peroxidase activity; heme binding. The coding region runs from base 118 to 2619 and encodes 833 amino acids.